UUGUAGGGUUUCGCAGUAAUUAGGAGAAAGUUGGAUGUCAAAGUGAGGAACGACUCCCCCCUCCAAAAAUCCCGCACUCGAAUCGAAUACCUCGCUCUCCCCCGCGAGCAGAGAGGGAGAUGGAGAGGGAGAGAGUGAGGGAGAUUGAGUACAUGAAACUGUGUAUGAGGAAGCUGGCCCUGUGGUUUACUAGGACCUUCAAGCCCAUCAUGACCCACGAGGAGCUCGAGCCAAUCAUGGCCACACUCGGCUUCGUUGGCCUUCCUCCCUCCACUCCCAACGCCGCCAUUCCUUGGAAGGAGUACCUCUACACGGCGGGAGGCAGCUGGCGUAGCAAUUCAUCUUCGGGUUUGAGUCCUGCAGAGGCGCCGCCGAAGCCGAGGCUUCCCUACCCGAGGAUCGACGGCCUUCACAUCUACACCUACAGGGCCUUCCUUGACGCCGUUAACUUCUACAUCGACCUGUCUGACAUCUCCGAUCUCUUCCAUAUCAGGGGAAUGCCUUUCCACUCGGUACAUGAUCAUAAGAGGAAGUGGCGUCGUAUGGAAGAGGAUGAAAGUGUGUUUGUUUACAGGGAAGGAACACUGGAUCAGGGAACAUACAAUGUAUAUCACUUUGAUAAGAGCAGCAGCAGUAACGACAGCAGAAAUGGGUGCAAUUCCAUCGUCAUAAGAAAUAAAGGCAACAAUACCCCAGUCAGCUGCAUUGUCUCUUUAAAAGACAUCAUAGUAUGAUAACUACCAAGUUUGCAUAUAUAUCAAACAAAAUUUAAAGUCA
Messenger RNA from Juglans microcarpa x Juglans regia, 777 nucleotides. RefSeq lists its product as uncharacterized. Bases 120 to 734 code for a protein of 204 amino acids. The transcript has 2 exons. The record is from RefSeq and is a predicted model, not a curated record. NCBI's taxonomy places the organism in Eukaryota, Viridiplantae, Streptophyta, Magnoliopsida, Fagales, Juglandaceae.